Messenger RNA from Prunus mume (Japanese apricot), 1309 nucleotides. The record is from RefSeq and is a predicted model, not a curated record. NCBI's taxonomy places the organism in Eukaryota, Viridiplantae, Streptophyta, Magnoliopsida, Rosales, Rosaceae.
AGAGAUGAGAGUGCAAGGGAUUCUCCCUGAUUUGGUGGCACUUCUGAGCGUGAUUCGCUCUUGUUCAAAUUUAGCAUCGUUUCAGCAAGCACGCUUAAUUCAUGGACAUGCUAUUCGUUGCUUUUUCAAGAACCACAUUGCGCUUGAAACUUCUAUAGUUGAUUUAUAUGUAAAAUGUGGAAGCUUGCUAUAUGCUAGAAGGGUUUUUGAUGAGAUGCGAGAAAGAAAUAUAAUCUCAUGGAGCACCGUGAUUGCAGGAUAUGGGAUGCACGGUCAUGCAAGAGAAGCUGUUAACCUAUUUAAUCAGAUGAAGGCUCUAACAAAACCAGACCACAUUGCAUUCCUAUCAGUGCUGUCAGCCUGCAGUCAUGGUGGGUUGAUUGCCGAAGGAUGGGACUGCUUUAAUUCCAUGAGUAGGGAUUUUCAUGUAACACCAAGACCGGAACACUAUGCAUGUAUGGUUGAUCUUUUGGGUCGAUCUGGUAGACUGAAAGAAGCGUUUGAGUUCAUUGAAAGAAUGCCAGUAAGGCCAGAUGCUGGUGUUUGGGGAUCACUGCUUGGGGCAUGUAGAAUUUAUUCAAAUAUAGAACUUGCUAAAAUUGCUGCAAGACAAUUAUUUGAGUUGGAUGGGGAGAACCCCGGUCGAUAUGUUCUCAUGUCCAAUAUUUAUGCAUCUUCUGGAAAACAGAAAGAUGCUGAUAAGAUUAGAGAUUUGAUGAAACAAAGAGGGGUGAGGAAAGUAGCUGGUCACACCAGCAUAGAGAUAAAAAACAAGGUCUAUACAUUUGUGGCUGGAGAUAAGUCGCAUACUCAAACUGAUUUAAUCUAUUCAGAGUUGGAGAAAGUGAUAAAUAGGAUUCGACAAGAAGGGUACAAGCCGGAUUUGAACUUUGCAUUGCAUGAUGUGGAGGAAGAGAUGAAGGAGAAAAUGUUGUAUGCGCAUAGUGAGAAGCUUGCGAUAGUUUUUGGACUGUUGAAAUCAGGACCAGAAAGUGUUAUUAGAAUAAAGAAGAAUCUGAGAGUUUGUGGGGAUUGCCAUACAGCUUCCAAGUUGAUCUCUAAGGUUACAGGAAGGGAAAUUGUAAUGAGAGAUGCUCACAGAUUCCACCAUUUCAAGGGUGGUGCAUGUUCUUGUGGGGAUUAUUGGUGAACAGUGAGAGUUGUUUUAAUGGCUAGAAAUGAUCCUAGAAAGAAAGCAAGGGGAAAGUGGAUGGCUUAUGAGAUUAUGGUUUAAGGAUGGAGAGGUUCAAAGAAUCAAAGGUAGGUGCAGUGAGCAAAUUUUGGGGUAUACUUGUUUAUGUGUUUCUUU